UGAUCAUUUGCGGUUUACUUGUAUGCUCUAGAUUAGUGUUUUUUGUAUGAAUAAUUUGUAUGAGAAAAUUGAUGUUAAACUUUUAUUUUGAAAGAAACUUGUUAUUGUAAAUUUUUUAUCACAAAAACCCACGGGUACUUAUGAACCCGCGGAUACCCAGCGGGUUGGGUUGAAUUUGAGUUUUUCAAACCCAACGAGUUUUACCUCGGAUUUUUUUGGUGGAUAAACUCAUCGGUUUGAAUUUGGAUUUGACAAAACACACCCCAACCCUACCCAUUGCCAUUCCGAGAGGAAAGGGAUCCGAAUGGUUGAAAAUGACCCAUCCAGUGACCAAGCCCACGCCGAGGCCCACUAUUGAAUGGUUUAAAGUUAUUCACGAGUAGCUUUUGCUUUACCACCUACCAAACGUGUGGCCGGCGAGACUUCAAUCAUUAUCCGCCGGUGGGCGUCCGCGUCGGUCAUCCGACAUCGCGGUCCCGCCUGACGUCUGCCCGUACUCCUCCUCAGUCAUCCCAUGGCGCCACAACUGCGUCAUCCCGCGCCCUUCACAGUCGCAGCUUCUAUUGUAGUAUUACUACAAGUAUUGCAUCUGAACGCUCCACACUCAGAACUCUCACCUGACCCUCGGCGAUCGUGCGGGUAAGUGGCAGCGGAGAUUGAACUUCUCUCGAAUUCCAUGAUCUCCGGUUUGAAUUUUGCCGCUCCCAAAACUGGAUAGAUAGUGUUUGUUCGUUUCGUAAUUUGAAUUCUCAGUUGUUGGAGGGUUGGUGUGCGUAAUAUGUUUGUUGUAUUUGUGAUUGGAAUUUGAAACUCUGCUCGCGCCAGUUUGUGAUUUUGAUGCAUACUUCAUGAUUCUUAUUUGUUCUCGGCAGUUUGCAACCCCGAUUGUGGCUGGAACUAUGUCGGUUUCGAUGAACUCCAUCGUUGCGAAUGGAGCCAAAGAUGUUGAGAUACUUCCUGCAAAAGAUGAUGUUCAUGGAGGCGUGGUUGUGAAUGUUGUGGAGGCCAUGGAUCCUGCUCUCUUUCAUACCUUGCUUGUGGCUUCCAUGUCACAUUGGAAGAAGCAGGGGAAAAAGGGAGUCUGGAUAAAGCUUCCCAUUGCAGUUACAAAUCUAGUUGAACCUGCUGUCAAGGAAGGAUUUAAGUAUCACCAUGCGGAACCAGAUUAUAUCAUGCUUGUUCACUGGAUACCUGAAACCCCCAGCACCAUCCCUGCCAAUGCGUCGCAUAGAGUUGGUGUUGGUGCCAUUGUCUUCAAUGAUAAAAAGGAGGUACUUGUGGUGCAGGAGAAAAGUGGCGUGUUUAAGGGAACAGGAAUAUGGAAAAUCCCUACUGGAGUUGUUGAUGAGGGUGAGGACAUUUUCACUGCAGCGAUUAGAGAAGUGAAGGAAGAAACUGGGAUUGACACGGAGUUUCUGGAGAUUCUAGCAUUCAGGGAAGCACACAAAGUAUUCUUCAAGAAAUCAGAUUUAUUCUUCAUCUGCAUGCUGCGUCCACUUUCAUCCCAGAUUCAAAAGCAGGAGCUAGAGAUCGAAGAUGCCCAGUGGAUGCCAUUCGAGAAGUACGCAGCUCAGCCAGUCGCACAAGUCCACGACCUUUUCAAGCUUAUAGUUGAUCUGUGCUCAGCAAAGAUGGAAAGCAAUUACGCGGGGUUUCUCUCAAUACCCUUUAGCUCAGCUGCAAAUGCCCCAGCAAGUCAUCUGUACUCAAAUCUCAGGGAUCUGGGUUUGUCGGGUUCUGAUGAUCAUCCCCAGAAAGCGGUUUAGUUAUCAUCUACUUCUGCUUAAUGUGUUGUAAGAGAAAACAAAUGAAUGAUCUAAUGAUCUUUACGUCUGCUUGUCUUGUCCUUUCUUCUACCCUUGUAAGAUAACCCCAAAAGUACAACUUAUCCGCACCUGUUUUAUUUUUGUGCAACAAUGAAAGAAUUUACGUCAAACUUGUAGGCCACUUUCUCUGUAAACUUGACAGGUGGUCUGCCAUGCGGCACAAGAGCCGAACCAUGGGAUGGAUUCUUCAAGAAGAUGGUUCAAAACCCUAGAGAAGGCCGGUCUGGAAACAGAGGUACUUUACUUUCUUCAUCACUUUCCCCUUUGUCUCAGCUGCUUCACAUUCCCUUGCACAGAACCCACCACCAACCAAAAUUUCUGUACCCUGUCCUCUCCUUUUGUCAUCAUGAAGUGGGGACGACAGAGUAACAUGGUGGUGGGAAGUAAAAACCAUGGCCUACUCGUUACCAUGUUGGUACUAGUUUUCUUUAGCCAGAAAUGUCUAGGCAGUAGGAAAGCCAACUGGGAUGUUGUACCUCCCGGUUGCAUGAACUGCACCAUCUGCCCUUAUGCCUGCCACCCUCUCAAUCCGCCGCCACCGUCGCUUGACUACCCAACCGGCGGAGUUCCACCGCCUCCGCCGGUGCUGCCUUAUCCUUCAGAUGUUGUGCCACCGCCACCACCACCACCACCACCAUUGAAUUGCACAACUGUACCAGUCCAGUGCUGUCAAUAUCCUACUAGUGGUACUACUCCGACCAUCACCCCUCCCGUUGGGUAUGGAUACCAGCCUGUUGAUAAUAACUCUGCUUCUCUUUCACCUGUCCACUUCAUUUCGGUUAUGGUAUUGUUGUUCUCCAUUGUUGCUCUGCUCUAGCUUCUUCAUCGAAGCUUUUCUUCAUUCCUGGUGUGGUUCAUCUGGAAAACGGAAGUACUAUCUAUCUAUCUAUUCUCUCCGCGGCUAAUAAAGUCCUUCAAGAGGGCGCGUAGAACUGUUCCAAUGCGUACACGUUUCUGCUGUAAUUGUAGAAGUAAUAAAGCGUCUAUUUCAGUGACUGAAUUCUGUAUUGUGUAAUUAUGUAUGCGUUGCAUAGUUGAUGGAGGUUGUGUCGGUGCGACUGGGUGGAUAUAUGAAUGUCUGUUGCAAGGUUGUCAACUUGCGGGUUGACCCGGACCCGGUCGAGCUAUUGGGUUAAGGGAUAACGGGUCACCCGUUUUAGUUCGGAAUUAUAUUGUACUUAUUUUGAUAAAUUAUAUCAAAUCUCAUCUAACAUAUGAGCAAUAACAUAUAACAUUACAUCAAAGUAACAUGUUGUACUUAGAUCGAACAUAUACUGAAAAUGUAUACACUUAUAUAAUAUCAAUAUUCAAAUGUUCAACUAAGGAUUCCAAAAAUUGAGUUAGGCGAAAAGAAAAAUCGGAAAAUAGGCGCUUUCCGCAAACCAAAGAAAAAAAUGACACAAUUUGACUUCCAACCUGAUACAUUGUAUCGGUCGAUCCAAUAAUUGCGUGUGGUCCGUUUUUCUCAUCGGGUCAGGGUCAAAUUGGGUCGACCCGUGGGGUUAACAACCUUGGUCUGCUGUAUUGGGUUAGUUUUGGCUCUUAGCCAUAUUGCUCUUAGGAAUCAUAGGAGUUUGCGAUUCAGGCUCAUAAUCCUACCGACGGGCACCAAGGAAGGAAGUUUCUCGAAAUGGUUCUUGGAGCAACGACAACCAAAUUGGUCACUUAAUUACGAAACUAUUCUCGAGUGGGUUUUUCUGUGGCCAAUUGAUGGUGUUAAGGGAGGGGUGUAAAUAACUAAAUAUGCAAGCUGGAGGUGGUAGUUGUGGAGUUGGUUCUUUGUUAGGAAAUUAAUGGAAGUGUUGCUGAAGUAGCAACAUUGCAACAUGUGACUACUAAAACAUGAAUGUUAGAGAUCGAUCAUUGUGGAAGGACACGGCUUUUGCUGUCCCCCCCGUUAUGUUAGUUAAACCCUUUUCUCGGCAGUUGGUAGCAUGAUCGAUCGGUCAUCAUGGCUAAUGCUUAAAUAUGAAAUGUUUGCUAAUUGACUUUAAAAAAAUAGAACAUGGCUUCCUAAUGGGUGUACCUUCAAGAGUUAUAAUAGUCUAAAAUCAAUUAACAGAUAGAUUGUGCUGUGCAGCCCAAUUGGGAAUUCUCAGGAUGGUAUUUGUUGAGUCGUCAAUAGGUAUGAUAUUGUUCCGUGUCUGAUGGAAGCGUCAAUUGUCAAAUACCCGAAGGGAUUUGUGGUGUAUUGUGUAAAACUAAUGCGUCAAAUAGCAAUUAUCCAUACUCUGCACGCAUUAUUGAGUCGAGUCUAAUUACACAUAUUUUAUCCCUCAUUUCUCGAUCGUUUGACUUGAUAAAUCAUCGUCUCUCAACCUAUUUUACGCUAGGUUGUGCUUCUUUUGUAUAUUUCAGGUCCUAGCACGUGUGGGAAGGUCGAGGACGAGUUUCGGGAAGAUUGGAGUUCGAAAAGUGCCAAAAAGUGAAGAAAAGACGAUUGUGACAAUUGCAUGUCGGGCGUGAAGAUAGGCCGAAACAGAGGGUUUCGUGCGCCUCGCGAGCUUAAAGGUUUUAAUGGUUGUCGGACCGUGAAAAUUUUCCACAGACCGUGAAGUCGGACAAAACUGACAACAGUCACUUGCGUUUUUGGUUGAGAUCACGACCGGGCUUCCGACAUCAUGGCUGUGAGCAGUGACCGUGAAAAUCGAUUGUCGAGCUGUCUAAAAAGACGGCAACGGGGAGAGAGAAAGUAGAGUUGGUUUUUGGAGGAUAAAUCAAUUCUCUCUCUAGGGUUUUGACCCAAAACACUAAAGGGGAGUUCUAGUGAGAGAGAGAGAGUUCUUGAGUGAUCUUGGAGUUUAAUUGAAGGCAUUGAUCAGGUUUGAAAGCAAGGAAUCAAACCUAGAAUAAGAUCUCGUGCUCCAAUUUGUAAUCUCUCUCUUCUCUCUCUAGAAAAUAUCCCUCUUCUCUUGGGUUUAAGAAUCCUACUAGGUCUAGGUUUUGGUUUUAUGUUGAUGUAUGUAACAAAUUCCAUGUUUGAUUGAUGAUUUUACAUUAUUGAUGGAUGUUUUAAUGAAUGGCAUGAGUUGGG
Linum trigynum is the source of this 4860-nucleotide messenger RNA. The record is from the annotation of a GenBank genome assembly. Lineage: Eukaryota; Viridiplantae; Streptophyta; Magnoliopsida; Malpighiales; Linaceae.